This is a messenger RNA of Suillus subaureus, 896 nucleotides long. RefSeq lists its product as uncharacterized. The transcript is spliced from 3 exons. The record is from RefSeq and is a predicted model, not a curated record. NCBI's taxonomy places the organism in Eukaryota, Fungi, Basidiomycota, Agaricomycetes, Boletales, Suillaceae. The coding region runs from base 222 to 740 and encodes 172 amino acids.
CUACAGCGAGCAUCCUCUUCCGUCUCAACAACAGCAACAACCGGGUCGUUUCAGCUUUGGCCCGCAGUACCCUGAAACUGGUCUUGUGAGAGAGUAUUAUGGAUCGCAGGAGAAGCAACCUGCUCAACGGCAGGGAUAUCAACAGGAGUAUCCUGGGGAGCGACAAACAGUGUAUGGUAUAAAAUCAUCAAUAGACCAACACCUUGCGUCACAACAGGGGUAUGUGGGGGGACAACAAGGAUAUGUGGAGCAGACGUGGACUGAGGGGAGCGAGGGUCAGUAUUGGAGUUCGUAUCCUGCGCAGUCUCAAUUCCAGAUCUUCGCCUAUGCAACUAAUACCCUCGUUAUGCCCGUUAUGCCUUCAUGUCGCUCCUUGUCAAUGCUUGCUCUCGCCAUCGCUAUAUUUCACUUUUAGCUAUAUAGCUACCUUUAUGAUUGUUUCUCGUAACAGCUCUUGCUUAUUCCUCUCUGCUUAUCUUGUCUAUUCGUUAUGUCCUCGUCCGUCCAUCUCUAUCUCUAUCUGUGUAUAUAUCACGCCACUCUGCUUAAUGGCUGGAUUUUCUUUUUUUUCGUUUCAGUGUAUUUUUGUUUCUUCGUGUAUUUCUUUAAAUUUACAAUCUGUCUAUAUACGAUCAUCGUCGUUUAAAUCCAUAGACCCGCUUUUGUUUCUUCAUUGUAGCUUCGGUGUUAAUGCGGCAGUGGUUCUCAAUGCUCAGGUGUACUCGCCCGAAUGCUUCUGACGAUGCUCUGUAGAACGUUUGGUGUCGGGGCGACUCGUUUACUUUUUUCUGUGCUCCAGGGGGAAUCGGAGCGGAACAAGCAAUCCCAAGUCACUCGUGCUUUUCGUAUAUCGCAUUCAGUGUUACACCUCACAUUCAAUCGUACGGAAGCCAGCG